Bombina bombina (fire-bellied toad) is the source of this 5636-nucleotide messenger RNA. RefSeq names its product ENAH actin regulator (gene ENAH). Gene Ontology annotation, biological process: actin polymerization-dependent cell motility; actin polymerization or depolymerization; axon guidance. Lineage: Eukaryota; Metazoa; Chordata; Amphibia; Anura; Bombinatoridae. The record is from RefSeq and is a predicted model, not a curated record. Gene Ontology annotation, molecular function: SH3 domain binding; profilin binding.
UGCGCACUUUGCGGCCGUUGGUAGCGGGACAGACAGUCAGUGCGUAGAGGCAGCAGCAGUACCAAGAGGGAUUUAUUUUUUUGGACGUUAUUUUCUGAGUUUCAUUUUUCCUGAUUUGGAGGGAUAAUUGGUGAUCUGGUUUGCACGCGCGGAUGCCACUCCCUGUCUGGUUAUACCAGGUAGCACGGUGCCUCCUCCGUCGCCGGUAACGGAGGGGGGGAUAACAAGGUAGCCAUUGCCAGUCGACUAGGGACAGCCAAGCCGCUGAGCCGGCAGGAACGGAGGGAAAUAUUACCAUUCAUAAAAACCGACGCCGCGGGGGAGGAGGAGGAGUCCGGGAACAAUGAGUGAACAGAGCAUUUGCCAAGCACGGGCUGCUGUAAUGGUUUAUGAUGAUGCCAACAAAAAAUGGAUACCGGCCGGAGGAUCAACAGGAUUUAGCAGAGUCCAUAUUUAUCAUCAUACGGGCAACAACACAUUCAGGGUAGUAGGCAGGAAAAUUCAAGACCACCAGGUGGUGAUAAACUGUGCCAUCCCUAAAGGCCUGAAAUAUAAUCAAGCUACUCAGACCUUUCACCAGUGGCGAGAUGCAAGACAAGUUUACGGCCUCAAUUUUGGGAGCAAGGAGGAUGCCAAUGUCUUUGCCAGCGCCAUGAUGCAUGCCUUAGAAGUGCUGAACUCACAGGAAUCUGGUCCAACGUUGUCUCGGCAGAAUUCUCAUAUACCUCUUCAAGUGCAAAAUGGUCCAACCCAGGAAGAACUUGAGAUUCAGAGAAGGCAGUUGCAAGAGCAGCAGCGCCAGAAGGAGCUGGAACGCGAGAGACUGGAACGUGAGCGGAUAGAACGUGAGCGGAUAGAACGUGAACGGAUGGAACGUGAGCUGAUUGAAAGAGAGAGACUAGAAAGAGAGAGACUUGAGAGAGAAAGACUUGAACAAGAGCGUUUAGAGCAAGAGCAACUUGAGCGAGAACAGAGGGAACAGCAAGAGCAACUUGAACUCGAGUUGCAGGAACAGCAAGAAAGGCUCGAGCAGGAGAGACAGGAGCGAGAACUCCAGGAACAGCUGGAAAAAGAACAGUUAGAAUGGGAGAGAGAGAGAAGAAUUUGCAAUGCUGAUUCGUCUUUCGACAACUCACUGUAUAACACUCAACAUCUUGAUUACUCCACCUGUCAACCUCAUACAGCAUCUCCCAUAUCUUAUGCUAAAGCCAUUUCUGCUCCUGGUUCAUCUAUAUGUACAGAUUCCAUUGCUGACUAUGUAAUAGUAACCACUACGUCCAUUAACUCUACACCACCAACACCACCACUGCGACACUCUGCUUCACGCUUUGCUACUUCUCUAGGUUCUGCUUUCCAUCCUGUUCUUCCCCAUUAUGCAACUGUUCCUCGGCCAAUAAAUAAAAUCUCCCGACCUCCUUCUCCAGUGAAUACCGCUCUUCCUCCCCCGCCACCUCCUCCUCCUCCCCCCCCAGUGAAGCCAAUAUCCUGGUCAGCUUCUAAUUUCGCUCCACUUCCUCCAUCUCCUCCAGUGAUGAUAAGUAGUCCUCCUGGAAAAGCUACUGGUCCUAGGGCAGUCCAUCUAGUUUCUGCAUCCAGCCAGUUGGCUCAGAUGGGUCAUAUAUCCACAGCAGCACCAAAUGGGCAUACAGAUUGUUCUGCUUACCAAGGUUCUUGUGCUUCAAUCCCACUUCCUGCACCGCCACCACCGCCACCUCCACUACCAUCCUUUCCCCCAUUCUCAUUGUCUUCAUCUCAAGCUGUCUCCUCUUCUCCAAGCACCUCUGUUGUCGUAGCACCUUCAUCCCAGUCUAGUGUUCUCCCUUCUCCCUCUGCAGCUUCCCCUGCUUCUGUUGAGAAUUCUUUAAACUCUGUGCUGGGAGACUCCUGUGCUUCUCAGCCAGACUUGACCACAACCUCUCAGCUGAUUGACCCUACGACCCAUCCGGGUGUAAUUCCAGGACCACCACCUCCUCCGCCACCACCCCCAUUACCACCAGGUUCAGCUGGUUUCCCAGCCCUUCCCAUCCCCCCUCCACUUCCUCCUUCAUGUCCUGCCCCACCGCCACCUCCUGGACCUCCACCUCCACCAGGACCUCCACCAAGUAGCCAGUCUGCUCCUCCAGCCCCACCACCACCUCCAGCUCCCCCUCUUCCAUUCUCUGCUGCUUCCCUUGGUUCAUCAUUAGAAGAAAAUCGCCCACUGUCGGGACUAGCUGCUGCACUUGCUGGAGCCAAACUUAGAAAAGUAUCUCGGGAGACGAAUUGUAGAAAAAACACCAGCAGUGGAACCUGAUCCAAAAGAAGAUAAAAUUGAGGAACCUGAAUCCAUAGCCACAAAAACUCCUUCAACUGGUACACCAGAACCAUCUAGGAAGCCUUGGGAGAGAACAAACACAAUAAAUGGCAGUAAAUCUCCGGUUAUUUCCAGACCAAAGUCUACACCAUCUGUGCAACCCAGUGCCAACGGUGUUCAGGCAGAGGGACUAGACUAUGACAGAUUGAAGCAGGAUAUCUUAGAGGAAAUGAGGAAAGAAUUGUCAAAACUUAAAGAGGAACUUAUUGAUGCUAUUAGGCAUGAACUAGGUAAAUCCAAUUCUGCAUAGAGACGACUGAGGUUCACCAGACAAAAUCAAUUGAGAUCAUAAAGAACUACAUUUUUUAAAAUGUUUAUAACCUCUGAUAUCCUACAACUGAAGAACUGAUGAGGAACUUUCAGAGACUUCAUUUUGGAUGUACGUGAAUUCUUUCCUGGUUUUCUGCUUUUUUAAUGAACUUUGAGACCGAUGGAUAAACCGUCUUAAAGUUACUGUUAUAAUUAUGCAGAAAUUACUUUCUCCUGUUAAAGGAGCUUGCAGUGCAUUUAAAAAAACAAAAUAAUGUCAAGAUGAAAUUGCACAUUUCAAUAUUCAUGAUGGUUAAACAAGACAGAAGAGCGGGGGAAUGACUUUUGCGAUCAAUUUUAUGACUGAUCAGCCAGUUAUACAGUUGUGAACUGCAAGUGUAACUCAGGUGUGUCUUCCUAUAUUUGCUAUGUCCAUGAAUAACUUAAAAAAACAAUUUAGGCUGUCACUGUAUAAUAUGGAAUUACAGUCAUCGGUUCCUAGGAGGUGUGUGAAAACUGAGAGGAGGAGCUACACAAGCGUUGCACAAAGCGUGUUAUUUUUUUAAUGCCUUUUGACCGGAUGCCUCUUGGGUUUGUAGAUUAAUUUAAAAGCAAGUAUCUGUUUUAAAAAAAUUGCCUUCCUAAAUUGUUCUAAUGCUUUUACCAAAUCAAUACAUCUACAUAAUGUAAAACGGUAAUCAUACAUCAAGGCUAUGUUUAUUUUUUUUAAUGGAAUUUAGUCUAUUUUUGCAUGGGGGAAAUUCUUGUAAAAUUGCUAACAUAGCCCAAUAAUCAGAUUAAGAAAGCAGUGCAUGUCACUCAUAAAACAAAAAGGAUUUAAUACCAAUUGUCCAGCUGCCAUGCAUAUCUGACCGUUUUCAUGGAUUAUCAUUCAUCUUUUCUGUAUCUCUAAAAUCUUGCACUGGUUUCUUUAUAUGUUGGAUAGAUGUUGAGAGAAAACGUUUUACUUCAGCUUAAAUUUAAGAAAAUAUUACACAAGGAUAAUAGUUACUUUUCAUCUUUCAUUUGCUUUUAUUUAUUUUCUUCCUGGGUCACUUUAAAGAAAACGUUGGUUGAUUUAUAGCAGCCUAAUAUUGAGGUAUGAAAGUUAUUCCUUUUUUUAUUGAGGACACUGAUGUUGCAUAUUACACCAAUACACUAUGUGCAUUAGAGACGUAAAGAGAAAAAUCUGCCACCACUCAAUUCACUUAUACUGUAGGGUUGUCAUUCAGGAGUGAUAAUCAUUAUUAGAAAAUAGUAAUUUAAUCAAAAACUUAGUGCAAUGAAACACAGAAGAAAUAGUUCUGUUGAACAGAAAUAAAAAAUAAAUGCUGUAUCAAGAUGGAACUUGUGGGGAACACUAGCUGUGAAAAUUGUAACAAUCAUUUGCUUAAGAAAAUUAAAUUCUCUGCACACAGCAGAAAACCUUAAUUGCAUAACCUGGUAAGUGCUGGUCACCAAAGCAAAAUGCAUAAAUAAGGCUUUGAGCAAGGACACUAAUCAUAAAUUCCAUUACCCUGUUUCUCACUCACUACAGAGAUCUGGACAUUGUACACCAACAGGGGAAAAUAAGAUACCAUAUACGCAAGCAGCCUUUUCCUAAAACUGUUGUGCAAGGUACGAAGUGAAGGCAUUGUUCCCAAAUGCAGGGAACUUGCAAAGUACUGGCUUACUUUAGAUCAAAUAAAAGCAUAGUCAUCUUUAGCACGCUAACUUCAGUUUCUAUAGACAUUUCCACAACUAGUACAUUCAGCCACGUAGAAAAAAAAAUUGUUUUGUUUUUUCUUCCUAAAAUGCUAAAGAUUAAUCCUAAGUGAUAUGACGUAGACAUGCAGUCCAAAGCAAGAACGGUGGUAUGGUCUGACUAUUGAAUGAAACUGGUUUAUGCACUAAACGUUUUGUGCCUUGGCCUAGAAUUAACAUGAUUUCAGUUUUAAAAUAAAUGUCUUCAUCUUGUUUUCAGAUCACUCAUUUAUUAUCUUGAAUUGUUUUUGUAUAUCCUUUUUUUUUUGCCUUCAAUCUCCGCAAUAUUGGAUGUAAAAAAAAAAAACAAUACAUACAUAACACUAAGAAAAAAUAUUUGCCAAGAGGUAAUUAGAGAUUUCAGUCAUUCAAAUUACGGAGACUAAAUUUAUUUUACUUCACGUCAAACUAAAGAAGUACUGAAAACCAUGUUUUAGUGGUCUUGUCUUUUUAUUUGUAUGGGGGUCUUAACCUGUAAACCGUUUAAGAAAUCCUUCCUACUACAAGGAAGCAAAUGCUUUCUCAACACUGUGAUCUGAGCUGUGACAAAUUGAUACCAUAUGUAGGUUGCUAAGAAAUCAAUCUCCUUGGAGCUGAAUGUAACAAAUCUUAGUGCUGGUGCUGAAAUCUCUACAAAUUCUCAUCAUGAUUUGGUUUCUGUCAUAAUUUUUUUUUGUCAUUUGAUGUAGACUUUGGAACGCUGAUGAAUGUUGGUAAUUCAUGCUUAUGAUUUUUCCUCUUACUUUUUCCAAGUCAUCUCCUGCUAUUUUUUACCAUUGUUUUGUUUUAAAUUUAAUACAUGCUAACUUUGUUUUUGUUUGAUCAAAUUAAAUAAAAUUGCAAUAUAUGUGUUGCCAUCAUGUGUCUGUUAAAUAUAUUCUAUUUGGUCUGCCCUUUGAGAAUCCAGGUGGAUUUAUUGUAUAUGAAUAUUAGUCAUGUUUAGUUCCCAUGGUAUCUUUUCAUGCAGGUUUACCUAAUGUUAUUAUUAUUUUUAUUUUUUUAAAGAAACAUUUACCAGAGUUGAUUAAGCACUAUGUAAAAGAUAAAAUGUAAUACCUAUAAAUGACGAAUGUAUGUAAAGACUUUUGUAGUUGUGUAUCUUAUGUAGAUGGCUUUCAGAAUAGAUAUGAAUCCCAGAUCCAAGAACACAUUAACAUGCCAUCAGAAUUUUUAUUUUUUCCAUGCAGCUUUUACAAUCUCAAUUAAAAUGUUAAGGUAUGUUUCAUGUAUACCUUUCUAUCUUAGGUUUUGCACACCCUAUAAAUAAAUAUUCAUCCUUUUUUAUAUACCA